AUGGCUUACAUGAGCUGCCCGACUGUGAGGGAACUGAAGAAAUUCGAGCACGAGCAUCCCCACCACCAAUCCGUCGAGGAAGCUAUACACUUUUUCAGAUUUUUGACAGCUGCAAUUGGAGAAAAUCGCACCACGUUGUCAUAUGUAGCUUUCACCGCCGCUGCUAGGAAUCAAGUGACUAAUAAUCCCUUAAACACUGUAUUCGAUGCAAAGAGGCUGAUUGGCCGUAAAUUCAAUGAUCCAACGGUUCAGAGUGACAUGAAACUAUGGCCAUUCAAGGUCAUUCCUCACCCCACCGACAUCAACAAGCCUAUGAUAGUAGUGUCGUACAAAGGAGAGGAGAAGCAGUUUUCAGCUGAGGAGAUCUCUUCAAUGGUGCUAUCUAAGAUGAAGGAUAUCGCCGAGGCCUAUCUUGGAUCGUUUGUGAAGAAUGAUGUCGUCACCGUGCCUGCCUAUUUCAACGACUCUCAGCGUCAGGCCACCAUGAUCAUGGAAGUUAUAACAGAAUUGGAAUUAGCUCAACAUUCGGUUAUCAGCUUAAAUAUUCAGUUUUAA
Messenger RNA from Salvia splendens (bonfire salvia), 555 nucleotides. Its product is annotated as heat shock cognate 70 kDa protein-like. The transcript has 4 exons. The coding region runs from base 1 to 555 and encodes 184 amino acids. The record is from RefSeq and is a predicted model, not a curated record. NCBI's taxonomy places the organism in Eukaryota, Viridiplantae, Streptophyta, Magnoliopsida, Lamiales, Lamiaceae. Gene Ontology annotation, molecular function: ATP-dependent protein folding chaperone; ATP binding.